Molecule: messenger RNA, 28941 nt
Organism: Culex pipiens pallens (northern house mosquito)
Lineage: Eukaryota; Metazoa; Arthropoda; Insecta; Diptera; Culicidae
Product: titin-like
Exons: 13
Molecular function (GO): protein binding
Source: RefSeq, a predicted model, not a curated record
AUGUACCAUUCGAGGAAGCUGUCGAGUUCCAGCCUGACAAGCCAGCCCAAGAAGCAGAUCACCAAGAAACGUGUCAUCAAGAAAAAGACCGGAAAGAAGGAACAAGUUACGGAGAUCGUCACUGUUCAAGAAGACGACCAGCUACCACAGACGACUGUGACUGUCACUGAAUCUGAAGUGCCAUUCGAGGAAGCUGUCGAGUUCCAGCCUCACAAGUUCGCUCCUCAAGAAGCAGUAGUCCAAGAGCUUCCAGAGGAAGUCAAGGUGACUGAAAUCAUCACUGAGGAAGGCAAGCCCAAGAAGCAGAUCACCAAGAAACGUGUCAUCAAGAAAAAGACCGGAAAGAAGGAACAAGUUACGGAGAUCGUCACUGUUCAAGAAGACGACCAGCUACCACAGACGACUGUGACUGUUACUGAAUCUGAUGUACCAUUCGAGGAAGCUGUCGAGUUCCAGCCUCACAAGAUCACUCCUCAAGAAGCCGUAGUCCAAGAGCUUCCAGAGGAAGUCAAGGUGACUGAAAUCAUCACUGAGGAAGGCCAGCCCAAGAAGCAGAUCACCAAGAAACGUGUCAUCAAGAAAAAGACCGGAAAGAAGGAACAAGUUACGGAGAUCGUCACUGUUCAAGAAGACGACCAGCUACCACAGACGACUGUGACUGUCACUGAAUCUGAAGUGCCAUUCGAGGAAGCUGUCGAGUUCCAGCCUCACAAGUUCGCUCCUCAAGAAGCAGUAGUCCAAGAGCUUCCAGAGGAAGUCAAGGUGACUGAAAUCAUCACUGAGGAAGGCCAGCCCAAGAAGCAGAUCACCAAGAAACGUGUCAUCAAGAAAAAGACCGGAAAGAAGGAACAAGUUACGGAGAUCGUCACUGUUCAAGAAGACGACCAGCUACCACAGACGACUGUGACUGUCACUGAAUCUGAAGUGCCAUUCGAGGAAGCUGUCGAGUUCCGGCCACACAAGAUCACUCCUCAAGAAGCCGUAGUCCAAGAGCUUCCAGAGGAAGUCAAGGUGACUGAAAUCAUCACUGAGGAAGGCAAGCCCAAGAAGCAGAUCACCAAGAAACGUGUCAUCAAGAAAAAGACCGGAAAGAAGGAACAAGUUACGGAGAUCGUCACUGUUCAAGAAGACGACCAGCUACCACAGACGACUGUGACUGUUACUGAAUCUGAUGUACCAUUCGAGGAAGCUGUCGAGUUCCAGCCUCACAAGAUCACUCCUCAAGAAGCCGUAGUCCAAGAGCUUCCAGAGGAAGUCAAGGUGACUGAAAUCAUCACUGAGGAAGGCCAGCCCAAGAAGCAGAUCACCAAGAAACGUGUCAUCAAGAAAAAGACCGGAAAGAAGGAACAAGUUACGGAGAUCGUCACUGUUCAAGAAGACGACCAGCUACCACAGACGACUGUGACUGUCACUGAAUCUGAAGUGCCAUUCGAGGAAGCUGUCGAGUUCCAGCCUCACAAGUUCGCUCCUCAAGAAGCAGUAGUCCAAGAGCUUCCAGAGGAAGUCAAGGUGACUGAAAUCAUCACUGAGGAAGGCAAGCCCAAGAAGCAGAUCACCAAGAAACGUGUCAUCAAGAAAAAGACCGGAAAGAAGGAACAAGUUACGGAGAUCGUCACUGUUCAAGAAGACGACCAGCUACCACAGACGACUGUGACUGUUACUGAAUCUGAUGUACCAUUCGAGGAAGCUGUCGAGUUCCAGCCUGACAAGUUCGCUCCCCAAGAAGCCGUAGUCCAAGAGCUUCCAGAGGAAGUCAAGGUGACUGAAAUCAUAACUGAGGAAGGCCAGCCCAAGAAACAGAUCACCAAGAAACGUGUCAUCAAGAAAAAGACCGGAAAGAAGGAACAAGUUACGGAGAUCGUCACUGUUCAAGAAGACGACCAGCUACCACAGACGACUGUGACUGUCACUGAAUCUGAAGUGCCAUUCGAGGAAGCUGUCGAGUUCCGGCCACACAAGAUCACUCCUCAAGAAGCCGUAGUCCAAGAGCUUCCAGAGGAAGUCAAGGUGACUGAAAUCAUCACUGAGGAAGGCAAGCCCAAGAAGCAGAUCACCAAGAAACGUGUCAUCAAGAAAAAGACCGGAAAGAAGGAACAAGUUACGGAGAUCGUCACUGUUCAAGAAGACGACCAGCUACCACAGACGACUGUGACUGUCACUGAAUCUGAAGUGCCAUUCGAGGAAGCUGUCGAGUUCCAGCCUCACAAGUUCGCUCCUCAAGAAGCCGUAGUCCAAGAGCUUCCAGAGGAAGUCAAGGUGACUGAAAUCAUCACUGAGGAAGGCAAGCCCAAGAAGCAGAUCACCAAGAAACGUGUCAUCAAGAAAAAGACCGGAAAGAAGGAACAAGUUACGGAGAUCGUCACUGUUCAAGAAGACGACCAGCUACCACAGACGACUGUGACUGUUACUGAAUCUGAUGUACCAUUCGAGGAAGCUGUCGAGUUCCAGCCUCACAAGUUCGCUCCUCAAGAAGCCGUAGUCCAAGAGCUUCCAGAGGAAGUCAAGGUGACUGAAAUCAUCACUGAGGAAGGCCAGCCCAAGAAGCAGAUCACCAAGAAACGUGUCAUCAAGAAAAAGACCGGAAAGAAGGAACAAGUUACGGAGAUCGUCACUGUUCAAGAAGACGACCAGCUACCACAGACGACUGUGACUGUCACUGAAUCUGAAGUGCCAUUCGAGGAAGCUGUCGAGUUCCAGCCUCACAAGUUCGCUCCUCAAGAAGCAGUAGUCCAAGAGCUUCCAGAGGAAGUCAAGGUGACUGAAAUCAUCACUGAGGAAGGCAAGCCCAAGAAGCAGAUCACCAAGAAACGUGUCAUCAAGAAAAAGACCGGAAAGAAGGAACAAGUUACGGAGAUCGUCACUGUUCAAGAAGACGACCAGCUACCACAGACGACUGUGACUGUUACUGAAUCUGAUGUACCAUUCGAGGAAGCUGUCGAGUUCCUGCCUCACAAAAUCACUCCUCAAGAAGCAGUAGUCCAAGAGCUUCCAGAGGAAGUCAAGGUGACUGAAAUCAUCACUGAGGAAGGCCAGCCCAAGAAGCAGAUCACCAAGAAACGUGUCAUCAAGAAAAAGACCGGAAAGAAGGAACAAGUUACGGAGAUCGUCACUGUUCAAGAAGACGACCAGCUACCACAGACGACUGUGACUGUCACUGAAUCUGAAGUGCCAUUCGAGGAAGCUGUCGAGUUCCAGCCUCACAAGUUCGCUCCUCAAGAAGCAGUAGUCCAAGAGCUUCCAGAGGAAGUCAAGGUGACUGAAAUCAUCACUGAGGAAGGCCAGCCCAAGAAGCAGAUCACCAAGAAACGUGUCAUCAAGAAAAAGACCGGAAAGAAGGAACAAGUUACGGAGAUCGUCACUGUUCAAGAAGACGACCAGCUACCACAGACGACUGUGACUGUCACUGAAUCUGAAGUGCCAUUCGAGGAAGCUGUCGAGUUCCAGCCUCACAAGUUCGCUCCUCAAGAAGCAGUAGUCCAAGAGCUUCCAGAGGAAGUCAAGGUGACUGAAAUCAUCACUGAGGAAGGCAAGCCCAAGAAGCAGAUCACCAAGAAACGUGUCAUCAAGAAAAAGACCGGAAAGAAGGAACAAGUUACGGAGAUCGUCACUGUUCAAGAAGACGACCAGCUACCACAGACGACUGUGACUGUAACUGAAUCUGAUGUACCAUUCGAGGAAGCUGUCGAGUUCCAGCCUGACAAGUUCGCUCCUCAAGAAGCCGUAGUCCAAGAGCUUCCAGAGGAAGUCAAGGUGACUGAAAUCAUCACUGAGGAAGGCCAGCCCAAGAAGCAGAUCACCAAGAAACGUGUCAUCAAGAAAAAGACCGGAAAGAAGGAACAAGUUACGGAGAUCGUCACUGUUCAAGAAGACGACCAGCUACCACAGACGACUGUGACUGUCACUGAAUCUGAAGUGCCAUUCGAGGAAGCUGUCGAGUUCCAGCCUCACAAGUUCGCUCCUCAAGAAGCAGUAGUCCAAGAGCUUCCAGAGGAAGUCAAGGUGACUGAAAUCAUCACUGAGGAAGGCAAGCCCAAGAAGCAGAUCACCAAGAAACGUGUCAUCAAGAAAAAGACCGGAAAGAAGGAACAAGUUACGGAGAUCGUCACUGUUCAAGAAGACGAUCAGCUACCACAGACGACUGUGACUGUUACUGAAUCUGAUGUACCAUUCGAGGAAGCUGUCGAGUUCCAGCCUGACAAGUUCGCUCCCCAAGAAGCCGUAGUCCAAGAGCUUCCAGAGGAAGUCAAGGUGACUGAAAUCAUAACUGAGGAAGGCCAGCCCAAGAAACAGAUCACCAAGAAACGUGUCAUCAAGAAAAAGACCGGAAAGAAGGAACAAGUUACGGAGAUCGUCACUGUUCAAGAAGACGACCAGCUACCACAGACGACUGUGACUGUCACUGAAUCUGAAGUGCCAUUCGAGGAAGCUGUCGAGUUCCGGCCACACAAGAUCACUCCUCAAGAAGCCGUAGUCCAAGAGCUUCCAGAGGAAGUCAAGGUGACUGAAAUCAUCACUGAGGAAGGCAAGCCCAAGAAGCAGAUCACCAAGAAACGUGUCAUCAAGAAAAAGACCGGAAAGAAGGAACAAGUUACGGAGAUCGUCACUGUUCAAGAAGACGAUCAGCUACCACAGACGACUGUGACUGUUACUGAAUCUGAUGUACCAUUCGAGGAAGCUGUCGAGUUCCAGCCUGACAAGUUCGCUCCCCAAGAAGCCGUAGUCCAAGAGCUUCCAGAGGAAGUCAAGGUGACUGAAAUCAUCACUGAGGAAGGCCAGCCCAAGAAACAGAUCACCAAGAAACGUGUCAUCAAGAAAAAUACCGGAAAGAAGGAACAAGUUACGGAGAUCGUCACUGUUCAAGAAGACGACCAGCUACCACAGACGACUGUGACUGUCACUGAAUCUGAAGUGCCAUUCGAGGAAGCUGUCGAGUUCCAGCCUCACAAGUUCGCUCCUCAAGAAGCCGUAGUCCAAGAGCUUCCAGAGGAAGUCAAGGUGACUGAAAUCAUCACUGAGGAAGGCAAGCCCAAGAAGCAGAUCACCAAGAAACGUGUCAUCAAGAAAAAGACCGGAAAGAAGGAACAAGUUACGGAGAUCGUCACUGUUCAAGAAGACGACCAGCUACCACAGACGACUGUGACUGUUACUGAAUCUGAUGUACCAUUCGAGGAAGCUGUCGAGUUCCAGCCUCACAAGUUCGCUCCUCAAGAAGCCGUAGUCCAAGAGCUUCCAGAGGAAGUCAAGGUGACUGAAAUCAUCACUGAGGAAGGCCAGCCCAAGAAGCAGAUCACCAAGAAACGUGUCAUCAAGAAAAAGACCGGAAAGAAGGAACAAGUUACGGAGAUCGUCACUGUUCAAGAAGACGACCAGCUACCACAGACGACUGUGACUGUCACUGAAUCUGAAGUGCCAUUCGAGGAAGCUGUCGAGUUCCAGCCUCACAAGAUCACUCCUCAAGAAGCCGUAGUCCAAGAGCUUCCAGAGGAAGUCAAGGUGACUGAAAUCAUCACUGAGGAAGGCCAACCCAAGAAGCAGAUCACCAAGAAACGUGUCAUCAAGAAAAAGACCGGAAAGAAGGAACAAGUUACGGAGAUCGUCACUGUUCAAGAAGACGACCAGCUACCACAGACGACUGUGACUGUCACUGAAUCUGAAGUGCCAUUCGAGGAAGCUGUCGAGUUCCUGCCACACAAGAUCACUCCUCAAGAAGCAGUAGUCCAAGAGCUUCCAGAGGAAGUCAAGGUGACUGAAAUCAUCACUGAGGAAGGCAAGCCCAAGAAGCAGAUCACCAAGAAACGUGUCAUCAAGAAAAAGACCGGAAAGAAGGAACAAGUUACGGAGAUCGUCACUGUUCAAGAAGACGACCAGCUACCAAAUACGACUGUUACUGUCACUGAAUCUGAAGUGCCAUUCGAGGAAGCUGUCGAGUUCCAGCCUGACAAGUUCGCUCCUCAAGAAGCCGUAGUCCAAGAGCUUCCAGAGGAAGUCAAGGUGACCGAAAUCAUCACUGAGGAAGGCAAGCCCAAGAAGCAGAUCACCAAGAAACGUGUCAUCAAGAAAAAGACCGGAAAGAAGGAACAAGUUACGGAGAUCGUCACUGUUCAAGAAGACGACCAGCUACCACAGACGACUGUGACUGUCACUGAAUCUGAAGUGCCAUUCGAGGAAGCUGUCGAGUUCCGGCCACACAAGAUCACUCCUCAAGAAGCCGUAGUCCAAGAGCUUCCAGAGGAAGUCAAGGUGACUGAAAUCAUCACUGAGGAAGGCAAGCCCAAGAAGCAGAUCACCAAGAAACGUGUCAUCAAGAAAAAGACCGGAAAGAAGGAACAAGUUACGGAGAUCGUCACUGUUCAAGAAGACGACCAGCUACCACAGACGACUGUGACUGUCACUGAAUCUGAUGUACCAUUCGAGGAAGCUGUCGAGUUCCUGCCUCACAAAAUCACUCCUCAAGAAGCAGUAGUCCAAGAGCUUCCAGAGGAAGUCAAGGUGACUGAAAUCAUCACUGAGGAAGGCAAGCCCAAGAAACAGAUCACCAAGAAACGUGUCAUCAAGAAAAAGACCGGAAAGAAGGAACAAGUUACGGAGAUCGUCACUGUUCAAGAAGACGACCAGCUACCACAGACGACUGUGACUGUCACUGAAUCUGAAGUGCCAUUCGAGGAAGCUGUCGAGUUCCAGCCUCACAAGAUCACUCCUCAAGAAGCAGUAGUCCAAGAGCUUCCAGAGGAAGUCAAGGUGACUGAAAUCAUCACUGAGGAAGGCAAGCCCAAGAAGCAGAUCACCAAGAAACGUGUCAUCAAGAAAAAGACCGGAAAGAAGGAACAAGUUACGGAGAUCGUCACUGUUCAAGAAGACGACCAGCUACCACAGACGACUGUGACUGUCACUGAAUCUGAAGUGCCAUUCGAGGAAGCUGUCGAGUACCUGCCACACAAGAUCACUCCUCAAGAAGCAGUAGUCCAAGAGCUUCCAGAGGAAGUCAAGGUGACUGAAAUCAUCACUGAGGAAGGCCAGCCCAAGAUGCAGAUCUCCAAGAAACGUGUCAUCAAGAAAAAGACCGGAAAGAAGGAACAAGUUACGGAGAUCGUCACUGUUCAAGAAGACGACCAGCUACCACAGACGACUGUGACUGUCACUGAAUCUGAAGUGCCAUUCGAGGAAGCUGUCGAGUUCCGGCCACACAAGAUCACUCCUCAAGAAACCGUAGUCCAAGAGCUUCCAGAGGAAGUCAAGGUGACUGAAAUCAUCACUGAGGAAGGCCAGCCCAAGAAGCAGAUCACCAAGAAACGUGUCAUCAAGAAAAAGACCGGAAAGAAGGAACAAGUUACGGAGAUCGUCACUAUUCAAGAAGACGACCAGCUACCACAGACGACUGUGACUGUCACUGAAUCUGAAGUGCCAUUCGAGGAAGCUGUCGAGUUCCUGCCACACAAGAUCACUCCUCAAGAAGCAGUAGUCCAAGAGCUUCCAGAGGAAGUCAAGGUGACUGAAAUCAUCACUGAAGAAGGCAAGCCCAAGAAGCAGAUCACCAAGAAACGUGUCAUCAAGAAAAAGACCGGAAAGAAGGAACAAGUUACGGAGAUCGUCACUAUUCAAGAAGACGACCAGCUACCACAGACGACUGUGACUGUCACUGAAUCUGAAGUGCCAUUCGAGGAAGCUGUCGAGUUCCUGCCACACAAGUUCGCUCCUCAAAAAACCGUAGUCCAAGAGCUUCCAGAGGAAAUCAAGGUAACCGAAAUCAUCACUGAGGAAGGCAAGCCCAAGAAGCAGAUCACCAAGAAACGUGUCAUCAAGAAAAAGACCGGAAAGAAGGAACAAGUUACGGAGAUCGUCACUGUUCAAGAAGACGACCAGCUACCACAGACGACUGUGACUGUUACUGAAUCUGAAGUGCCAUUCGAGGAAGUUGUCGAGUUCCAGCCUCACAAGUUCGCUCCUCAAGAAGCCGUAGUCCAAGAGCUUCCAGAGGAAGUCAAGGUGACUGAAAUCAUCACUGAGGAAGGCCAGCCCAAGAAGCAGAUCACCAAGAAACGUGUCAUCAAGAAAAAGACCGGAAAGAAGGAACAAGUUACGGAGAUCGUCACUGUUCAAGAAGACGACCAGCUACCACAGACGACUGUGACUGUCACUGAAUCUGAAGUGCCAUUCGAGGAUGUUGUCGAGUUCCUGCCUCACAAGAUCAUUCCUCAAGAAGCCGUAGUCCAAGAGCUUCCAGAGGAAGUCAAGGUGACUGAAAUCAUCACUGAGGAAGGCAAGCCCAAGAAGCAGAUCACCAAGAAACGUGUCAUCAAGAAAAAGACCGGAAAGAAGGAACAAGUUACGGAGAUCGUCACUGUUCAAGAAGACGAUCAGCUACCACAGACGACUGUGACUGUCACUGAAUCUGAAGUGCCAUUCGAGGAAGCUGUCGAGUUCCAGCCUCACAAGUUCGCUCCUCAAGAAGCCGUAGUCCAAGAGCUUCCAGAGGAAGUCAAGGUGACUGAAAUCAUCACUGAGGAAGGCAAGCCCAAGAAGCAGAUCACCAAGAAACGUGUCAUCAAGAAAAAGACCGGAAAGAAGGAACAAGUUACGGAGAUCGUCACUGUUCAAGAAGACGAUCAGCUACCACAGACGACUGUGACUGUCACUGAAUCUGAAGUGCCAUUCGAGGAAGCUGUGGAGUUCCAGCCUCACAAGUUCGCUCCUCAAGAAGCCGUAGUCCAAGAGCUUCCAGAGGAAGUCAAGGUGACUGAAAUCAUCACUGAGGAAGGCAAGCCCAAGAAGCAGAUCACCAAGAAACGUGUCAUCAAGAAAAAGACCGGAAAGAAGGAACAAGUUACGGAGAUCGUCACUGUUCAAGAAGACGACCAGCUACCACAGACGACUGUGACUGUCACUGAAUCUGAAGUGCCAUUCGAGGAAGCUGUCGAGUUCCUGCCACACAAGUUUGCUCCUCAAGAAACCGUAGUCCAAGAGCUUCCAGAGGAAAUCAAGGUGACCGAAAUCAUCACUGAGGAAGGCAAGCCCAAGAAGCAGAUCACCAAGAAACGUGUCAUCAAGAAAAAGACCGGAAAGAAGGAACAAGUUACGGAGAUUGUCACUGUUCAAGAAGACGACCAGCUACCACAGACGACUGUGACUGUCACUGAAUCUGAAGUGCCAUUCGAGGAAGCUGUGGAGUUCCAGCCUCACAAGUUCGCUCCUCAAGAAGCCGUAGUCCAAGAGCUUCCAGAGGAAGUCAAGGUGACUGAAAUCAUCACUGAGGAAGGCAAGCCCAAGAAGCAGAUCACCAAGAAACGUGUCAUCAAGAAAAAGACCGGAAAGAAGGAACAAGUUACGGAGAUCGUCACUGUUCAAGAAGACGACCAGCUACCACAGAUGACUGUGACUGUCACUGAAUCUGAAGUGCCAUUCGAGGAAGCUGUCGAGUUCCAGCCUCACAAGUUCGCUCCUCAAGAAGCCGUAGUUCAAGAGCUUCCAGAGGAAGUCAAGGUGACCGAAAUCAUCACUGAGGAAGGCAAGCCCAAGAAGCAGAUCACCAAGAAACGUGUCAUCAAGAAAAAGACCGGAAAGAAGGAACAAGUUACGGAGAUCGUCACUGUUCAAGAAGACGACCAGCUACCAAAGACGACUGUGACUGUCACUGAAUCUGAAGUGCCAUUCGAGGAAGCUGUCGAGUUCCAGCCUAACAAGUUCGCUCCUCAAGAAGCCGUAGUCCAAGAGCUUCCAGAGGAAGUCAAGGUGACUGAAAUCAUCACUGAGGAAGGCCAGCCCAAGAAGCAGAUCACCAAGAAACGUGUCAUCAAGAAAAAGACCGGAAAGAAGGAACAAGUUACGGAGAUCGUCACUGUUCAAGAAGACGACCAGCUACCACAGACGACUGUUACUGUCACUGAAUCUGAAAUGCCAUUCGAGGAAGCUGUCGAGUUCCAGCCUCACAAGUUCGCUCCUCAAGAAGCCGUAGUCCAAGAGCUUCCAGAGGAAGUCAAGGUGACUGAAAUCAUCACUGAGGAAGGCCAACCCAAGAAGCAGAUCACCAAAAAACGUGUCAUCAAGAAAAAGACCGGAAAGAAGGAACAAGUUACGGAGAUCGUCACUGUUCAAGAAGACGACCAGCUACCAAAGACGACUGUGACUGUCACUGAAUCUGAAGUGCCAUUCGAGGAAGCUGUCGAGUUCCAGCCUAACAAGUUCGCUCCUCAAGAAGCCGUAGUCCAAGAGCUUCCAGAGGAAGUCAAGGUGACUGAAAUCAUCACUGAGGAAGGCCAGCCCAAGAAGCAGAUCACCAAGAAACGUGUCAUCAAGAAAAAGACCGGAAAGAAGGAACAAGUUACGGAGAUCGUCACUGUUCAAGAAGACGACCAGCUACCACAGACGACUGUUACUGUCACUGAAUCUGAAAUGCCAUUCGAGGAAGCUGUCGAGUUCCAGCCUCACAAGUUCGCUCCUCAAGAAGCCGUAGUCCAAGAGCUUCCAGAGGAAGUCAAGGUGACUGAAAUCAUCACUGAGGAAGGCCAACCCAAGAAGCAGAUCACCAAAAAACGUGUCAUCAAGAAAAAGACCGGAAAGAAGGAACAAGUUACGGAGAUCGUCACUGUUCAAGAAGACGACCAGCUACCACAGACGACUGUGACUGUCACUGAAUCUGAAGUGCCAUUCGAGGAAGCUGUCGAGUUCCAGCCUCACAAGAUCAUUCCUCAAGAAGCAGUAGUCCAAGAGCUUCCAGAGGAAGUCAAGGUGACUGAAAUCAUCACUGAGGAAGGCAAGCCCAAGAAGCAGAUCACCAAGAAACGUGUCAUCAAGAAAAAGACCGGAAAGAAGGAACAAGUUACGGAGAUCGUCACUGUUCAAGAAGACGACCAGCUACCACAGACGACUGUUACUGUUACUGAAUCUGAAGUGCCAUUCGAGGAAGCUGUCGAGUUCCAGCCUCACAAGAUCACUCCUCAAGAAGCCGUAGUCCAAGAGCUUCCAGAGGAAGUCAAGGUGACUGAAAUCAUCACUGAGGAAGGCCAACCCAAGAAGCAGAUCACCAAGAAACGUGUCAUCAAGAAAAAGACCGGAAAGAAGGAACAAGUUACGGAGAUCGUCACUGUUCAAGAAGACGACCAGCUACCACAGACGACUGUGACUGUCACUGAAUCUGAAGUGCCAUUCGAGGAAGCUGUCGAGUUCCAGCCUCACAAGUUCGCUCCUCAAGAAGUCGUAGUCCAAGAGCUUCCAGAGGAAGUCAAGGUGACUGAAAUCAUCACUGAGGAAGGCAAGCCCAAGAAGCAGAUCACCAAGAAACGUGUCAUCAAGAAAAAGACCGGAAAGAAGGAACAAGUUACGGAGAUCGUCACUGUUCAAGAAGACGACCAGCUACCACAGACGACUGUGACUGUCACUGAAUCUGAAGUGCCAUUCGAGGAAGCUGUCGAGUUCCAGCCUCACAAGAUCAUUCCUCAAGAAGCAGUAGUCCAAGAGCUUCCAGAGGAAGUCAAAUCUGAAAUCAUCACUGAGGAAGGCAAGCCCAAGAAGCAGAUCACCAAGAAACGUGUCAUCAAGAAAAAGACCGGAAAGAAGGAACAAGUUACGGAGAUCGUCACUGUUCAAGAAGACGACCAGCUACCACAGACGACUGUGACUGUCACUGAAUCUGAUGUACCCUUCGAGGAAGCUGUCGAGUUUCAGCCUGACAUGAUCGCUCCUCAAGAAGCCGUAGUCCAAGAGCUUCCAGAAGAAGUUAAGGUGACUGAAAUCAUAACUGAAGAGGGCAAGCCCAAGAAGCAGAUCACCCAGAAACGUGUCAUCAAGAAAAAGACAGGAAAGAAGGAACAAGUUACGGAGAUCGUCACUGUUCAAGAAGACGACCAGCUACCACAGACGACUGUGACUGUCACUGAAUCUGAAAUUCCGCAAAUCGAUGACAAAUUUUUGAAAGAAAUUUCUGAUGUUCCCACUCUCAGCUCAACAACACCUACACAAACACCCACACAUACACAAAACAUUUCAACUGAUACAUGUGAUGCUGACACACAAGAACAUACAAGUCCCAUAUUCGUCACUACAUUCGAAACAUGCACAGACAACAAACAAACAUACAUCAAGUCAAAAAAUAAAAAGGUUGUUAAAACAAAGGGUAUGGUUGUGGAAGAAACAUUAAGUGACGAGGAAAUCACAUUGAUUCCACAGCCACUAUCCGGAAUAUGUAUAGAGGAGGUCGAUGAGUCAUACAUGGAACCAGACUCUUCAACACCCUACAGUAUACAGACAGAACCCGAAGAAACAGCCACGAUAAGCCACGAACCUGAUACAAAACAUAAAAAAUCCACGAAGAAACAAACACACACACUCAUUCAAGAACAAAUCGAAGAGACUCCAAUAGAGCAAGUCGAGUCGCUUCAAGAAGAUGACACCACCGCAGAUGAUGUUCAAACCAAAGUUGAGAAAAUAAAACGCAGGGUUGUUAAAAAGAAAAAGGUCGACACUAGGGUAGAUAUUAGCGAAGCUACAACCUUUGAUGAUGGAUUUAUCGAGCCGUUGGUAACUGAUUUGACUACUGCCGAGGUUGCACAUGAAUGGGAUAUUCCGCAAGACAAUAUUAUGGAAUCUAUCCCAACUAUUGUGGAACUUCCAGAACAUAUUGUAGUUACAGAAAAUGAUGAGGGUAGAAAAACGGUCACCAAAAAACGUGUUAUAAAGAAGAAAUCCGCCAACAGAGAAGAACUGGUAGAGGUAGUUACGGUUCAGGAAGAGGACAAAGCUCCUGAAACAACAAUCACUGUAACGGAACAGGAAAGACCACAGCAGGAAGCAAGUUCUGAGGACAAACCGAAACUCAAAAAGAAGAAGAUUACAAAGACGAAAGUCACAGAUGAUACAGAUGAUAUCAUUGAAAGGCUUCUUAAUUUGGAGGUAGAGAAAACACAGUUGGAACAAUACGAACGCAUGGACUUUGAGUUGACCAAAAGACCAAAAACAACUGAAAAAAUAACCAUAGAAGAACAUCCAGAGGAAAUUACCACAGUGCAAACAACAGAAGGGGAAAUCAUUGUAAGAAAGAAGGUCGUUAAGAAAAAAAUCGGCGGAAAAACUGAAAUAAGAGAAACGGUUACGACUCAUAGAGAACGUGAAGAACCGCAAACUGUUGAAACAAUCACGGAAGAGUUCGCAGAGCAAUUUGAACCCAACCAGUUUGAGUCAGAAGAAGCUUCAGUCGUAGAAGAUGCGCCAGAACAUGUCGACAUCCAGGAGACAAUUACAAGGACUGGGGAAGUUAUUAGACGGAAAGUGUCAAAGAAAAAAUCUCAAAAGAAGACGCCUGAAACAACCACCAUUGUGGAUGAGGAAGCUGACGAGCUGCUGUUGAUACCGGUGCAGCCAGAGCAACCAGAGCAAAUUUUCAUCGAAGAGCUACCGGAGAAGGUGGAGGUUGUUGAAACUGUAAGCAUCGAGGGAAAACCUAAAAAGCAGGUCACAAAAACAAGGAUCAUCAAAAAACGUACAGGUGAUAAAGUAGAGGAGGUUCAGGUUGUUACCAUUCAACAAGACGACAAACCAACAGAGACUACGGUUACAUUGUCUGAAGAAACUGUGCCGAUUGAACAGAUAAGCAAUGAUGAGGUUUCAAAAUCAAAACCCAAAAAGAAGAAAAUCAAAACCGUGAAGAAAACAGGAGAAGAUACAGAUGACAUUAUCGAAAAACUGUUGAAUUUGGAAGUGAAGAAGACAGAGCUUGAAAAAUAUGAAAGAGUAGAAAUGGAGUUCAGAAGACCUUCGAAAAUUGCAGAAGAAUUCACUGUAGAUGCAAUGCAAGUGCAGCAAGCAAUUGUCGAAGAUCUGCCAGCAGAACAUACAAUUAAAAUUAUAACUGCAAUCGAGAAACCAAAAAAGGUUGUUACAAAAAAACAAGUUAUCAAGAAAAAGGUUGGCGAUCAAGAGCAAACCAUUGAAACCGUUACAGUGCAGGAAGAGGAUGAAACUCCACAAACUACUGUCACUGUCACGGAAGCUAUGCAGCCUGAGGAAUUCGAACCUGUGUAUCCAAAAGAAGCAACUAUUGAGCAGACAUCAGAACUGCAUGACGUUGUAGCCAAAUCAAUCAAAACUAAGAAGAAGGGAAAGAAACCAGUCGAACAAAUUGCCGAACCAGUGCAAGAACUAGAGUCGGAAAUUGAACCUCUCCCAACGGAACCAAUCCAGGUAGUUUUCGAAGAAAUGCCGGAAACGGUUGAGGUUAUAGAUAUAAUUACCGAAGCAGGAAAACCGAAAAAGCAAACAAAGAAAACUAAAGUAAUCAAGAAAAAGGUCGGUGAUGAGGUUGAAGAGAUACAAGUCGUUACGCUGCAAGAAGAUGACAAACCAGCUGAGACGACGAUUACUGUUACUGAAGAAAUAUAUGAGCCUGUUCUAUCUAAAGAGACUUCAUCAGAUACACCAAAACUGAGGAAAAAGAAAAUUAAAACUGUAAAGAAAAGCACGGAUGAUACUGAUGAUAUUAUCGAAAGAUUAUUGAAUCUAGAGGUAAAGAAAACAGAGUUGGAACAGUACGAAAAAAUCGAUGUCGAAUUUAAGCCACGUCGAAAAGCCAUCGAGGAAACAUCCGUUGAAGAAUUCCCAGAAACUGUGGUAAUUCAGCAAACCGAAGAAGGAACUGAAACUAAACAGACAGUUAAGCGAAAAGUGAUCAAGAAAAAGAUUGGCAGAAAAGAAGAAACAACUGAGGUUAUAACAGUACAAACUGGUGAAGCAGCACCAACAACUACUGUAACUGUUACUGAGCAAGAUAUACCUUUGGAGGAGAGCGAAAUAUUCUUCAGCGAACCCCAGGAACCGCAGGAAGCCGCUAUUAUCGAGCAAUUACCGGAAGAAGUAAAGGUGACGGAAAUUAUAACCGAGCAAGGAAAACCGAAAAAGCAGGUGACAAAGAAACGAACACUCAAGAAGAAAAUUGGCGAUAAGGUCGAAACAGUAGAGGUUACAACCAUACAGGAAGAUGGCAAAGAACCCGAGACAACGGUCACGAUUUCAGAACAAGAAGUGGAACCAGAAAUUCCAGAUAUUCGCGAAGUUGAUCAACUCAGCCCAGCACUUGUCAGUAAGUCAGUGGAAAAACCAAAAUCUAAAAAGAAAAAGGUUAAAAUAAUAAAGACUUCAGAUACAGCAGAUGACAUAAUCGAAAGAUUGCUAAAUCUGGAGGUGAAGAAAACAGAGUUAGAACAAUAUGAAAGAGUUGAUGUCGAGUUCAAGAAAAAACCGAAACAUGUUAAAGAGGAAACUAUUCAGCAACCGCUCUCUGAAACAGCAGAAGUAUCAGAAGUUACAAUUGCUACAUCAAAGAUUAAAAAGGUGAAAAAACCUGCCGAAAAGAAGGAAAUGCUAGAGCCCAGCGAAAAUAAAUUGGAAACUCCGAGUCUAGUUGAGAUUGAAAAACUUGGUCCGACGGAGGAAGUCGAGGAAGAGAGGCCGGUAAUACCAUCCGUUGUAGAGGAUAUCGCUAAACUACUUCCUUCUGAUACCGAAACCAAAAAAGUGAUAAGUAAGAAAAAGGUUACUAAAAGGAAACCAGCUGACGAACAAGCUCAGUCAACAGAAACAGAAACGCAAGAUAUUAUUUCUGAAGAAUCAGUUACAUUUGAUGAACCCGAAAAGACUCUAGAGGAGCCAGCAGCUGUAGAUGUACCGAGUUUCGAUGAAACUGUAACAGAAAUAACCAUUACUGAACCUCAAAAGCAAGAAGCAAUUAUUGAGGAAUACCAAGAAGAACACCUAACCUUCCAAGAGAAAUCUAUUAAACAGGAAAAGGAGAAAAUACAAGCAGAAGAGGCAGUUGAAUUGAAGAAAACUCAAAAGAAGAUCAAGAAAAAGGUCAAAAAGUCAGAACAAAAAGACGAAGAUGAGGAACUGGAGCGUUUACUUAAUCUUGAAAUAGAGAAAACUGAGUUAGAAACUUAUGAAAAGGUUGAACUAGAAGCUAAACCAAAACCAGAAAAGCAAAAACCAAAAUUAGAGCCGAUCAAAAUUGAGCGUCGAGACCAGAAACCAACUAAACUGCAAAUUACUGAACCGAUAGAAGCACCGCAAACAGUAAAACUUAGGAAAACAAAACGCCCAGAAAAGAAGGAAAUUGAAGAAACUGUAGUUCCAAAAGUUCUCCUGAGAAGCCGUAUCAUCAGAAUAGAAUUUCCUCCUGAGAUUAGACACCCGGAAAUCACAGAGCUGGUAACAAAGAAGGGAGUUGGUGAGCUGGCAAGAGCUGAUGAAGAAGAAGAAAAAAAUAAAUUGAAGAAGAUUAAGAAAAUUAAAACUUCAAAACACACUGAGCUGGAAUUAGAAAAACUAGAAAUGCCAGAAUUCGAUGCCGAUAAACCUCAAGUGCAGGACAUUCCUGAGGAAAAGGGCACAUACCAACGCAAACCAAAGGAUAAGGUCGAGGAAGUUCAUGAAGAAAAAACGAUCAAGUUAGGAAAAGGAAAGGUUAAAAUUGACGAGGCGGAAGAAGAAACUGUUAAACUGAAGAAAACUCCCAGGAAGCAGAAAGAAGAAACCUCGGAAGAUACAGACGCUGUGAAGAAGCCAAAACAAAAACCAGAAACGGUUGAUGUUGAAGCAAAGCAGAGGCAUAUAGAAAAACCAACGUUCGAACCAACUGAUAUACCGGAUGUAACAGUUGAGAUCGAAGAGUACCAAAGACCGUCCCCAGAACCGGUGGAACCGGAAGAGGAAACGCCUAAGAAAAAGAAACGUCAAAAGAAGCCCAAAGAGCCGGAAGAGCCCGAAAAGCUCGAGCGACCCCUCGUUAUGGGUAAAGGUAAAACUCCUGAUGAAGUUCCCGAAGAUGAUGUGAAGUUCAGAAUACCCUCAUCUAAGAAACCUGAAGAUGAGCCAGAACAAAUAAAACUGAAACCAAUUUCUAAGCCAACAAGGGAGCCGACCGACACUGAAAAUGAAGCGGAUCGUGAGAUGGGCCUUCCUACUUUUGCUGAAAAACCAGACGAACCGGAAGUAGAGGGUAUAACGCUUGAAAUCAAGAAGAAAAAGAUUAUCAAGAAGAAAACUCCCAAGCAAAAAUCAGAAGAUGAGCGAGUCGCUGAGCCAACAGUUGAAGAACCUGAAAAACUGGAAUCAGUAGUAACAACAGCUCCUCUAGAGAAUAUUCAAACAGUAUCACCUCAACAGGAACCUGAAGACAUUUGGCAAUCCAUUCAAGAAAUUCCAACGGAAGUGCAACUACCUGCAGAAGUGAUUGUUGAACAGUUACCAAUAGAAGAGAAACAACUAACAACUGUUGAUGGAAAUCAACAAAUCAUUACCAAGAAGGUUAUAAAAAAGAAACAAAAAAAUAAGGAAGAAAUCAUCGAAGUAGUAACUGUUCAGACCGGUGACCAGGCUCCUGAAACUACAGUUACUGUAAGCGAAAUAUCUCCUGAAGAACCGACCUUUGAAAGAGAUCUACCACAACAACCCAAAAUACGCGUUAAGAAAGUAAAAGUUCCCAGCAAAAAAGACGACAUCGACGAGAUUGUCCAAAAGUUGCUCGAACAAGAGAUCACAAAAACGGAACUCGAAAAAUAUGAAAAGUUUGACUUUGAACCUUCGCAAAAGCCCCAAGCCGAACCACAACAAGUCGAUACAGUUCAAAUCAAAAAACCAAAGAAAACAAAACAGAAAGAAGUCAAACAACAUGAAACUAUAUCACUAGAAACACCAACAGAUACAUCAGAAACCCUAGAAAUCAUGCCGAUUGAAACACAAACACCAGACACAUUACACACAUCCACUACCGAAGCACAACUGAGAAUUAGCGCCGACACAAUCGAAAUCAAAGAGGACGUAUUUGAGACGAAAGAACUCGUAACGGAAGCACCUGCAGCUGAGGAGGUUGCCCCGGUUGAGAUUGCAGAGGCUGCCGCCGAACAAUCUGUUGUCCAACAGAAGCCGACGCUGGAGGCCGCCCCUAAGGAAGAGUUGUUUGAACAACUCGUAGAGGAAACAUCUGUCGCUCCGGAUCUACCGCUCGACAGGGUGGAAAUCGAAGCCAUCGAAGUUCCCGACGAAAUCACUGGCAAGCUUUCGAUCCUUGACAAGCCAACAUUGACGGCAGCUGCCCGAGAGGAAACUUUCGAGCAACAGGUAGAAGAAACCGAUAAUGUGCCAUCUCUUUCACUGGAUGAGAUUGUGCCGACAGCUGUUGACGUUGCUGACCAGGCCACCGAGAAGCCCAACAUUCAAAGCAAACCACUGUUGGAAGCUGCUCCGGUUGAAGAACUUCUCGAUCUUCCCGCCGAGGAAGCUGACACUGUUGCAUCGCUGUCUCUGGAUGAGGUCCAGGUAGCGCCAGUCGACAUUUUGGACCAGGCCACCGAGAAGCCGUACAUUCAAAGCAAACCUCUGUUGGAAGCUGCCCCAGUUGAAGAACUUCUAGAUCUUCCAGCCGAGGAAGCUGACACUGUUGCAUCACUAUCUCUGGAUGAGGUCCAGGUAGCACCAGUCGACAUUUUGGACCAGGCCACCGAGAAACCUCAGAUAAGUCAAAAGCCAACGGUUACCGCAGCACCUGCCGAAGGAUUGUUUGAAGCGACAGCAGAAGAAACUGAAGCAGCACCGUCUUUGUCUUUGGACAAAGUACAAGUGGCUCCAGUUGAGGAAUCGCUUGCAGCACCAACCGAGCAAGUUAAGGUAACGCCGGUAGCGGAGGUGCAGGUCGCUCCGGAACCGAAAAAGGUCAAAAAGGUGACCAAGGUGAAAAAGACCAAAAAGUCCCUCGAUGAUGACGAAGAGCUACAACGAUUGCUUAACUUGGAAGUUGAGAAAACCGAGCUGGAGAUGUACGAAAAGGUUGACAUUGACGCCAAGCCGAAAGUGAAGCCGCAAAAGGGUGAGCUAGAGCAUCUAGAACCUAUCAAGAUAGAACGAAAAGAACAAAAACCAAUCAAACUUGAAAUCACAGACACACCAGAACCACAAACAGUAAAAUUGCGUAAAACCGUGUUGCCAGAGAAGAAAGAAAUCGAAGAGGUCACUGUCCCGAAGGUAUUACUGAAGAGUAGAAUUGAACAGGUUCAGUAUCCACCAGAGGCACAGAAGCCUCAAGUCGUCGAACUAGACAUCAAGCGUGGCGUGGGCGAGCUCACUAGAACCGAAGAAGAGGAAGACGAACGUGAGGUUAAGAAAAUCAAGAAGGUUAAGAUUAUUAAGAAAGAAAAGACCAAACUCGAAACUCUUGACAUCGAGAAAUUCGAAAAAGAGCCCACCGAAAUUGAAGAGAAGGAAGAAGAGAAACCGAAAUAUCAACGACAGGUGAAGGAAAAACCAGAGGACGAAACAGACGAGAGAACUCUUGUCCUAGGUAAGGGAAAGCUUAAGAAGGAUGAGGAAGAAAUCGAGCAAGUUAAACUGAAGAAAAUUCCAACAAAACCCAAAGAAGAAGAACAGGUCGAGGAAAAGCCCAAAAAGAAGAAGGAAGACAAGCCGGUUGAAGUCGAUGAGGUCAAGAAACAAAGGCAUGUAGAAAAACCAACCUUCACUCCUACCGACAUUCCUGACGUUGAAACGGAACUCGAGCCAUACGAAAAACCGGCUCCCGAGCCUAAAGAAAAGCCUACGAAGGAACCAAAGAAACCAAAGGUACCCAAGGAGCCGAAAGCACCCGAAGUACCAGAAGAGCCUGAACACAAAAUUGUGCUAGGUAAAGGAAAGCUUCCGGAGCCUGAACCAGAACCAGAGGUUAAGUUCCGUAUUCCAGUAGGCAAGAAGCCUGAAGAGGAACCAGAAGAAAUCAAACUCAAACCAUUCAAGAAACCAUCGCCAGAAAAGGAACCAACUGAGCGUGAUGCUGAUAGAGAAAUGGCUUUGCCAGCACCCAAAGAAUAUCCAGACGAGCCUGAAGCGGAUAUUACAAUCAAAAAGAAGAAAAAGAAGGUUCCAAAAGAACCUGAAGUACCAGCUCCAGUGGAAGAAGUUUCUGAACAGGUUCCAGUAAAGCCCGAAACAGUAAAGCCAAUCGAUGUAAUUCCGGAGACUCCCAAAGUUGAGGAACCGUUGCCGGAAGAGAAGGUAAAAAUAACGAAACCGCUUCCAGUUGAACAACCAACCGAAUCGGUUGUCCCGAAACCGGUGGAAGAGAUCACUGACGAGCUCCCAACUCAGAUACUACCAUCAGAAAAACCGACCGAGCUUGAAGUUGACAAACUGAAAGAAGCUGUAGUUGAACAACCGGAAAUACACGAGGUUAAGGAAGAAAAGACCAAGAAGGUCGUCAAGAAGGUGAAAAAGCCCAAAUCUAAGCCUGAAGAAGAUGACGCUCUUGAGCGGCUACUCAACCUAGAAAUUGAGAAAACCCCACUUGAGGUUUAUGAGAAGGUUGAUUUGGAGCCUAAGCCGAAGGAAAAGCCUACUCCAGAAGUCGUCCCAGUUGAAAUAGCCAAGCCAGAAGUGGUCGAAGAAAAACCUAAACCAAAACCAGAGCCCGAAGUCAAAAUUGCAGAAAUUGUUGAGCCUGAACCGACACCAGUUCUAGUGACAGAGGAAAAGCUCACAGAACAACCGACUACUGAAGAAGCUGUCCCAGCUGAAGUAACGGUGGAUUUGGUCAAGGUUGUUGAAAUAAAGCCUGUAGAAGUUAAACAGGACAUUCCCAAAGAAGAAGAAAAACCGAUUCCUUUGGAGCCCGAGCAACCUCAAAAGAAACCAAAAGAAAAGAAGAUCAUUAAAACGGUUGUCAAGAAACCUAAGAAGGCCUCAAUUGAUGACGAUGAACAACUACAGAGACUGCUGAAUCUUGAAAUUGAGAAAACCGAACUUGAGCAAUAUGAAAAGAUCGACGUUGACUUUGCCAAGAAAACUAAAACCGUCGAAGAAGUGGAAGUUGUACAAAAGCCGCAAAAACCAGAGAUUGAAGAAGUUCUUGAAGAAGUCGUGUUGAAACCAAAACCAAAAGAAAAGGUUGUUAAACCAGUCGAAGAAGAGGUAGAAGUUGCUUUCAAGAUCCAAAGGAAACCAAAACUCGAAGAUGAGCCUCAGGAGGUUGAAGAAAAGAUCACUCUUAAACCUACUCCACAAAAACCAGAAGAAACGGUGUCGGUUGAAAGAAUCAUCAAAAUUGAAGUUGAACGUUCCGAGCCAGUUACGAUCGAGCCUGUUAUUGAGGAAGCGGAAGAUAUAACAGUUGAGAGAGAAGAUAUUCCGACUUUUGAACCGCUUGUUGAAGAACCAGUGGAUGAGGUUAUUGCUCCCGAAGAAGUCGUACCAAUACAGCCAAUCGAAGAGGAAAUUUCAGAAGCAGUACCCAUCAUCGAGGACGCUGUCAUCGAAGUUCCGUCGGAAGAGAUUGUACAGGUGGUAGAGUCUGUCCCAAUUGAACCAAUUGUUGAAGAACCAACACCAGUUGUCCCGGCUCGCAAGAAGUCUAUCAAACCAGAACCGGCCCCUGCUCCUGUUGCCGUGGAAGAGAAACCUAAGGAAAAGCCCAAAAAGAAGACAGUAGUCAAAAAGAAGAAGCCAAGUCUGGAUGAUGACGCAGAACUUCAAAGACUUUUGAAUCUAGAGAUUGAAAAAACGGAACUGGAGCAAUAUGAAAAGGUUGAUGUUGACUUCCGCAAGCGCGAGAAGGUCCGUGUUGUUGAUCAACCGAAACCGCAACAGGGAGUCGAAUCCACGGUAGAACCCGAGGAAACAGUUCAACUUAAACCGAGGAAGAAGAGUAUUAAGCCUCAAGUAGAGACGAUUGAGGAAACAGAAGUCGCGUUUAAAUUGAAGCCUAAGAAAAAACCGGAGCCGGAAGAAGCGGUACAGGAUGCAACUGUGACCUUGAGGAAAGAAAAACCAAAGGUGGUCGAAGAGACUGCCGUAGAGGAAAUAAUUACACUUCGACCAGUAGCACCGAAACCAGAAGAUGUAGAAGAUGUCGAAGAAGUUGUCAGGCUAAAAUCUGAACCACAGCCAACCACUUACGACGAAGCGGAAGCAUCGCUGGAGAUAAUUCGCGAGGCGCCUCAGGAAGAGGUGAAACCUGUAGAACCAAAGAAGGUUGAAAAGCCGAAAGUGAAAAAGGUGGUCAAGAAAAAGAAAGAAGAUGACGUUGAUGAAAUCACGAGAAAGUUGUUGGAAAUGGACAUUCCAAAAACGGAACUUGAGAAAUAUGAAAAGAUCGACAUCGACAUCACCAAGAAACCCAAAGAAUCGGUCGAGGAUGUUGUUGUUUCCAAGCGAAAGCCUAAACCAGUAGUUCAGGAAGAGGAGGAAGUAGAAGUUACUCAACAGUUGAAGCUUCGUAAAAAGCCCGAAGUUGCUCCCGAGCCUGAAGAAGCUGAGGCUACCUUCAAGGUUGCAAAGAAACCUGAACCCCGACCUGAGCCGGAGGAUGUUGAGGCAUCGCUAACUAUUACAAAAGAACAGGAAGUUGAAGCUCCGAAAGAAGAAAUUUCAGAGCACGUCGUCAUUCGUAAGCAGCGUCCUCGGCCUAAGCCAGCCUUCCGUAGGGAAGUUCUGGACGAGGAGGAAGUACGCAUCAAGAAGAUCAAGAAGGUACGACAGCCACGACCAGUGUUUAAAGAUGUCGAACCAGAAACCGUUACCUUCCAACCAAGACGUACCAAACACAUUGAGGACAUUGAACAAGAGUUUAAGAUCCAGCUGGAUUCGUAUGCCAGGGAGGAGAUUUCCAUGACCGGUCGGGUGAAACUACCGGCGCCGUACAGUUACGGAGAAGAAACGGGCGAAGCGCACAUAACCAUCAUCAAGGAAGUGGGCGAUGACGAUGAGGUUGUGUACGAAGUGAUCUACAGCGACAGUGAGGUCGACGUUCAAGACGAUUAUGAUAGGUAUGACGAAGAUUCAGAAAAUGUGGUCUUUGAGCUUCGCAAACGCCGAGAAAAGCUUGAGGGUCUCAUCGUUCAUCAUGAGGAGGAAAUUUCUAUCAACCUGGCGCGUCGCAAAUCACAAGUCACACACGAAGAAGAAUCAUUCACACUGAAACAACAAAAGAAGUCUCUGGCUACAUACUCUGAAGAAACUGCUUCACUGAAGAUUGUUCGAGAAGAAGAGGCAAUCGAGAUGUACUGUAUUCAGUCGGUUGAAGCAGAAAACGAAGAAGCGCUUCAUAUGGUUGAAGGUGAAAAGGUGUACGUUAUUGAUCGUACCAACUCCGAGUGGUGGUUCGUGAAGCGAUCCUGGAGCGAGGAACGCGGAUUCGUUCGUCGUGAGUUGCUCAUGGACGCCGUCACCUAUCCGCAGUACGUACAGAAGACCUUGAACGAAAAGAUCGACAAGCUGCCCGUUUUCGAGAAGCCCGGACCGAGCGAGAAGCCACAAGCUCCGAAAAUCAUCGAAAAGCUUCAGCCCAUCGGCACUCAGGAUGGUUACACGGUUCAGUUCGAAUGUAAGGUCGAAGGAUAUCCGAGACCGCAGAUCACCUGGUUCCGACAGACUGCCGUGAUCAAGACCUCACAGGACUUCCAGAUUUACUACGAUGACGACAACGUAGCUACGCUGAUCAUUCGUGAAGUGUUCCCAGAGGACGCUGGCACGUUCACAUGUGUGGCUAAGAACAUUGCCGGAUUUGCAGCCAGCACUACCGAAUUGACGGUUGAUUCGCUCACUUCGGAUCACGGUUCCGAGGUGGCAACGCUGUCCAGAAAGAGUAUGUCCCGCGAAUCUUCGUUGGCCGAUAUUCUAGAAGGUAUCCCACCGACCUUCUCUCGUAAACCCAAGGCACAGUAUGUUGACGCUGGAUCGGAUGUUUUGUUGGAAUGUCGUCUUGUCGCUAUUCCCGAACCCGAUAUCCAGUGGUUCUACAAUGGAACCGAAAUCAAGAGCAAAGAUAACAUGCAAGUUGUGGUUGAGUCCGAUAUGCACAUGUAUUGUACCGUGGUUCACAUCCAAGGAAUUGAGAAACAACAAGAAGGUUCAUACCAGGUGAUUGCUCGCAAUCGUGAGGGUGAAUCAGCAUUGGACAUUACCGUAAAGGUGAAGACCGGCGUGGACGAGCCACCACAAAUUUUGGAACCACUCAAGAGUAUGAGCAUUCGUCAAGGUGAAACGGUCAUGCUGACAACGCAGAUCGUCGGUAAUCCUACGCCCGAAGUUCAGUGGUACAAGAAUGGAAAAGCACUCACAACUCCCACGCAGGUCGACAAGAACAUGUAUACGGUCACACUGCUUUCUCCAACUCACGAAAACGCUGGUGAAUACACGGUCAAGGCAAAGAACGCCGCCGGUACUGUUGAAACAACUGCAUCCCUCACAGUGGACGAAUCCAACCUAGGAAAUCCGCAGGCUCCACUGUUUUUGGAACGAUUCGAAGAACAGAGUGUUACUCAAGGUGGCAUCAUCAAACUGCCAGCUAAGGUUUCAGGAAAUCCCGUGCCGGAGAUUUUGUGGCUGCGUAACAACAACACACUGCUGCCCUCGAAGAAGAUCAAACAGGCAUACGAUGGCAAGAACAUUGAGCUUACCAUUACGAAUGCCGACUCCGAGCAGGACACCGGAAACUACAAGUGUAUCGCUUCCAACACGGUUGGCAAGGCUUCACACGGAGCUCGCGUAACCGUUGAAGUCGAUAAGGUCACGUUCGUGAAGAAGCUGAAGAAGACGGUCACCGUUGAGGAGAGCAAGCCGGUCACGCUUGAGUGUGAAACAUCGCAUACGGUUUCCACCAAAUGGUUCCACAACGGAAAGGAAAUGAGCGGAAUGGAUCAUCGUGUGAUCGUUCAGGAAGGAAAGGUCCACAAGUUGGUCAUCAAGAAUCCAACGAUCAAGGACACCGGUGUGUACAAGUGCACCGUGAAGGAUCAGACAACGGAAUGCAGCCUGACCGUUCUUGAAGCCAAGCCAGAAUUCUUGCGCAAAUUGGAAGACGUGGAAACCAAGGAAAAGCAGAACGCCGUACUUGAGGUUGAAAUUUCUUCGGAAACUGCCGAUGUCACAUGGUACAAGGAGGGCAAGAAGAUUGUAGAACAGAAGGGCAAGUACGAAUUCAGCAAGAAGGGUAAAACUCGUAGCUUGUUUGUGCGCAGUACUUCGGUGCACGAUGAAGGUGAAUACACUUGCACUCUGGCUGAUCAAGAAUGUACUGCUGAGGUGGUGGUCAUUGAACUCCCACCAGAAAUUAUUACUCCAUUGAAGGAUGUAACCGUUGCACGUGGAGAGAAUGCCGUCUUCGAGAUCGAACUAACGAAAGGAGACGCUUUGGUCCGUUGGUACAGAAAUGAAACGGAGCUCUCGUUCAACGGUCAUUACCAGUUGACCAUCGAUGGUAAACGACAAACUCUUAAGAUUAACAAAACUGUCGAUGAUGAUUCCGGUGUAUACAAAUGCGUUGUCGGCGAUCAGCUGGCCACGGCUCGUCUAACUGUUGAAAAGCCACUGGUUGACUUCGUCAAGCGUCUACCGGAGGUAACGAUCGCUACCAAAGAAACCGAUGCGGUGUUUAUCGUUGAGUUGUCUGAGUCUGCCGAAGUGAAAUGGUUCAAGAACAACAAGCAGAUUAAGGCAUCCAGCAAGUACGAGCUGAUCAGCGAGCAGAACGUCCGAAAACUGGUUGUGAAAAACGCUACCGAAGAUGAUGAGGAGGAGUACACGUGCACGAUCGCCAACGUCAAGACUUCGUCGAAAUUGAAGGUCGAGAUCAUCAAGGUGGCCCCGACCAUCUUCGACGAUACCCGUACGUACACGAUCCGCAAGGAAGAGGACGUCACGUUCAACGUAAAGUUCAACGCCACACCGAAGCCCGAAGCCGAGUGGUACGUCAACGAGAAGCUGAUUAUUCCGUCGCCCCGGUACGUGUCCAAGGUGGGUGAAGAGACCGCCAGCUUGACCAUCCGAAAGGUUGUCGAAAGCGACGCGGGAGAAUACACCGUUCGGCUGGCGAACGAGUGCGGCGAUGCGAGCGCGUCCUUCACGCUGAUUGUCAAGAAACAACCAGCUGCACCAGAAGCUCCGGAAGCUACUCGAAUCACCGACGACUCGAUCACGCUGUUCUGGAAGUCACCUGAGGAUAAUGGAAACAGUACAAUCACCGAAUACAUUCUGGAGUAUCAAGAAAAGAGCAAGAAGAAAUGGACCGAGAUUACCAACAUCACCGAGACAACUACGACAGUCACGAAGCUAACGAAGAAUUCCGAAUACACAUUCCGGGUAACUGCUGUCAACGAAAUUGGCAAGGGACCGGCAUCGCCGAAUUCACCAUACUACAAGAUUGCCGCUCCCAUCCAGAAGGAAGCUCCGGUCGUCAGUGAGCAUCUGAAGGACGUUUCCAUUGGUUUGGAUCAGACGAUCACGCUGACCUGCGUCGUCAACGGGGUACCAACUCCUGAAGUGACGUGGUAUCGCAACGGAACGGUGCUGAAGGAGCGCACUAUUACGUACGAGAAUGGCGCUGCCAAGUACGUCGUUAAGAAAACUACUACUGAGACGAGUGGUACUUACGUGUGUAAGGCUACGAACGAAGUCGGAAGUGUAGAGAGCAGCUGCCGUGUGGUGAUCGAGGAGAAGCCUACAAUUACCGUCGAUAAGAAGCUGAUUGUGCAGAAGUUGCGUGUCGGUGACGAGUACACUGUAGUUGCGAACAUCACCGGAUUCCCUGUGCCGGAUAUUCUGUGGUAUCGCGAGGAUGAAAUCAUUGCUUCUACUGCUGAACAUCGCAUCGAAACUACGACGAGCACUUCGACUAUCAAGUUUGCGUCGCUGGAUCGUACAGAUAGUGGAAAAUACAUUGUCGAAGCGGUGAAUUCCGCCGGAUCAACCAGUGUGGAAUUGCAGCUGAAGGUGAUCGACAAACCAAGCAAACCGGAAGGACCGAUCGUCGUGAAGGAGCUUAGUCCGGAGGCAGUUGUGAUCGAGUGGAAACCACCGGCGGACGAUGGUGGUCUGGAGAUUUCCCAGUACUCGAUCGAGAAAUGUGACGAUACUAAUAAGAACGCUUGGAUUAAGGUUGCCGAUGUGCAGAGGAACAUCAAGUCGUACUGCAUCCAGAAGUUGCUCGACUCAACCCAGUAUCACUUCCGUGUGAUCGCUCAGAACCCGAUCGGUUGUUCGGAGCCACUGGAGAGUGCUACUAUUACCGUGCAGGCCGUGAUGGAACCUCCAUCGCCUCCGCGAGGCCCGAUCGAGACUUCGGGAAUGACAAGCACGUCGUUCGAACUCAUGUGGCAGCCGUCGGAGAACAAUGGAGGCAGCAAGAUCACCGAGUACAUCGUUGAGUUCAAGGAAUCGAAGAAGAAGGUUUGGAAGGUCAUUGGAACCACCAACGGUAACGAGACCUCACUGCUGAUCGAGAACCUGACGGCAAACCGUGCUUACGACUUUAAGAUUUACGCCAAGAACAAAAUCGGAACAAGCGAGGCGUUGCAGACGGAAGAGUCGAUCGUUGCCGGAAGAGAAAUCACACCACCCUCAGCGCCACGUAACCUGCGUAUCGUCAACGUGACCAGCAAGAGCGUCAAACUCGAGUGGGAGCAGCCGGAAACGAACGGCGGCUCGGAGGUGACCGGUUACGUGGUCGAAAAACGGCUCACCACUGCCCAGCAGUGGACCAAGAUUAAAACACUGGACGCCAACUGUCUCAGUUACAGCGUCGACAACCUGAAGGAAAAGUCUGAACUCGUGUUCCGGGUAUUCGCCGAGAACGCGAUCGGCCUGAGUUCGCCCGCGACCUCAGACACCUACUGAUUGCGUGUUUGCGUUUCUUUCACAGCGGUACCAUCGCCACCCACGGGACCCCUGGAGGUGCGUUACCUGGGUCCCAACAUCAACAUUGUCGAGUGGGGUAUUCCGGAAUCCGAUGGUGGUGCACCGUUGGAGGGCUACAGUAUCGUCAUCCGCAACGUUAAGAAGACCAUGUGGAUGGAGGUUGGCCACGUGGCCGCCGACUGCCAGUCGUUCAACAUCAAGGAUCUGGCCGAGGAAGAGGAGUAUCUGAUCCGAAUUCUGGCCCACAACGAGGUCGGCGCCAGUGACCCGCUGGAGUCGGACGAGCCGUACAAGGUUCUGCCGGGAGGUGCCCCGGAGGAUACCCACGACGAGACGACUCGCGACUUUUCGGAACCGACGGCGACCAACACCUCGUCUUGGCUGAGGGAACACAACAUGACCGCGGACAUCCACAGCUACGCCCGGCACAAGCUGCUCCGGCGCGGCGAGUACUUCUUCAAGCUGUGGUUCAACGCGAAGAACCUGUUCAAGUAAAACAUCCCGCGCGAACAAUUCCUAGAACUUCAACUAGCUCAAGAGUUUUUUUUUACUACGUAAAUACAAGAGAAGAGAGACAGAUGUGUAUAUCUAGCAGAAAACACGCCAAUAUUUUAGCCUAAUAAGACGAAUUUGUACAGAAAAAAAACACGGUUUGAAAUUGUAUGUAAAUGUUACCCCCAUAAAUUUCAAGAAUCGUCGCACUAAACCCACGCAAUGCAUACGACUACGAUUUGUUUCAUGUAACUGUGAUACAGAAAGAGAUUUUUAAAAAUAUGUAGAAAAAUGUCGAUGCCACGCAAGAGCAAGCAUUGCAGUCACACAAAACACAACAACGAAAGAGUUUCACAAAUCUACGACGAAGUUCGAGCGAUUCCUCGGAAAAGCUCGACACCUUACACUAGAGUUCUGCUGAAGUUUCAGAGAACCAGCGAAUUAUUUAUACUAUGUUUAGUUAGUAAUGUUACACUGUUGUUGUACGGAGAAAGGAUGAAGAAAACACAUGCAAGAUUCGUAACAGUUUGGGAUUCUGCGGAACGGAUCUCUCCGGUCAUCGAUCGGUCGCAGGUCAACGAAGCUUUCCCGGGGGACAAUAAAAAUAUAGGUGCGUAUAUUGAUCCGUCCCGGGCCCGGCGCGAUCGGCUUCCGGAGGGGACGACUGCUGGCAGAAAGUUCCCGCAAUCUGAGAGUACUGUUUACGCCAAAUUUUAAUUUAUUUGAACUAUAGCCAAACGACUUUUUGUUUACCGUAGUGUGUUUUAAAGAAAUAAAUUGAAUGCAAACAAAACA